Messenger RNA from Fusarium mangiferae, 2127 nucleotides. RefSeq lists its product as uncharacterized. Bases 1 to 2127 code for a protein of 708 amino acids. Gene Ontology annotation, biological process: long-chain fatty acid metabolic process. Gene Ontology annotation, molecular function: long-chain fatty acid-CoA ligase activity. Lineage: Eukaryota; Fungi; Ascomycota; Sordariomycetes; Hypocreales; Nectriaceae. The transcript has 3 exons. Gene Ontology annotation, cellular component: membrane; endoplasmic reticulum. The record is from RefSeq and is a predicted model, not a curated record.
AUGGCUCUCCAGACACAAAAAGACUACGACGCCCUAUACAAGAGGCUCACCACUGUCCCUCCCCCCGGAAAACCCUACGGUAUUCCCGUCCCCGGUACAGAACGACCUAACCGCACCGCCGCCUACAGACACUGGGCAGUCGGCGAUGGUCCUCUCGUCACAGCGCUAGAGCCUGGUAUCAAUUCGACACACGACGUCCUUGAGAGGAGUGCGCGCAAGUGGCCCAACUCGAGAUGUCUCGGGACCCGCCAUUGGAACCAGGCGACUCAGCAGUGGGAGGACAAAUACGACUGGAUCAACUACGGUGAUUUCGACGUCCGAAGGAAGAAUUUCGGUGCCGGUCUCGUCGAGAUUCACAAGGCCAUCAACUAUUCCCCUGAAAAGUACGGUGUCGGUUUGUGGUCGCAAAACAGGGCUGAGUGGCAGAUCGCCGACUUCGGUAUUGCUUCUCAAUCACUUUACUCGGUAUCUCUCUACGAAACUCUUGGUCCCGACACAACAGAAUAUAUCAUCAAUCAUGCCGAGGUCGCCUGCGUUGUCUGCUCCCUCCCCCACAUCCCUGUUCUUCUUAAGAUGUCUUCCCGGCUACCUGGUCUGAAGCUCAUCGUCUCUCUCGAUCCGCUUGAGCAGGGUGAAUUGGCUUCUCACACCAAGGCCUCUGUCCUCAAUGAGAUUGCCUCUCAACAUGGCAUCCAGAUCUACUCCAUGACUCAGGUUGAGGAGAUUGGUGCCAAGUCUGGACGUGCUCCUCGUGCUCCCAGCCGCAAUGACAUCUGCACCAUCAACUAUACCUCCGGUACAACUGGCAACCCCAAGGGUGUUCUCAUCACCCACGGGAACGCCGUUUCUGCCAUCGCGGGUGGUCGAACAAAUGGCAAUGUGAGCAGCAAGGACGUCCACUUGUCCUAUCUACCUCUAGCUCACAUCUACGGACGACUCAUCGAUCAGAUCGCCGUUGCUGAGGGUGCUGCCAUUGGUUUCUUCCGAGGUGACAUUCUGGGCUUGGUUGAUGAUAUCAAGAUCCUCAAGCCCACUGGUUUCAUCUCAGUUCCUCGUCUCUUCAACCGGUUCAACUCCGCCAUUCGCACUGCUACUAUUGAAGCCGAUGGUGUCCGAGGCGCUCUCUCACGACGUGUCAUUGAUACCAAGAAGGCCAACAUGCGACUCCCUCCCGGAAAGGCCUCCAACACCCACUUCUUGUACGACCGAAUCUGGACCCCCAAGGUCAAGGCCGCUGUGGGCAUGGACAGAGUCCACAGCAUGGUCAGUGGCAGUGCCCAGCUUGAUCCUGAUGUCCAAGAGUUCCUGCGCGCCGCUUUCGCGAACCACUUCGCCCAGGGCUUUGGCAUGACCGAGACGUAUGCCGUCGGAUCUAUCCAGGCACGCGGUGACUUUACUACCGGCAACAUCGGCGGCCCCAUGUGCUGUGUGGAACUCUGCCUCGAGUCGGUUCCCGAGUUUGAUUACACCGUGGAUGACAAGCCUAACCCUCGUGGUGAGCUUCUUCUCCGCGGUCCCGUCAUCUUCCGCGAGUACUACAAGAACGCUGAAGAGACCGAGAAGACCCUCGACGCCGAUGGCUGGUUCCACAGUGGUGACAUCUGCGAGGUUGACAAGAUGGGCCGCUUCAAGAUCAUCGAUCGCAAAAAGAACGUUCUCAAGCUUGCUCAGGGUGAGUACAUCUCCCCUGAGCGCAUUGAGAACGUCUACAUGGGUAGCACCAACCUCAUCAACGCCGCCUAUGUUCACGGUGAUGGUACUCAGUCCUCAUUGGUCGCUAUAUUUGGUAUCGACGUUGAGAACUUUGCUCCUUUCGCUAGCAAGAUUCUCCAGGAGACCAUCGCACCCAACCAGGUGGCUGAUCUCCGCGUCGCCGCUAACGACCCCAAGGUGAAAGCCAAGUUCCUCAAGGUCCUUGACGGUAUUGGCAAGAAGCACAAGUUCAACAGCUUCGAGAAGGUGCGCAAUGCCCAUCUCGAAAUUGAUCCUUUUACCAUCGACAACGGUCUAUUUACCCCUACGCUUAAGCUUAAGCGCCCCCAGGCCGCCAAGGCCUACAGGGAGCAUAUUGACCGUAUGUAUGAGGAGCUUGCUGCCCAGGAGCCUGUUGGAAAGAACAAGCUGUAA